UCUUCAGAGCUCCGUUCUUCCAAGUAGGUUUAAUCAGGCGAGAGACACCUUGCCUACGACUCCAAGAGUCUGAUCUUAUUGAAUCCACUCUCACCCCUUACCAAGCACGUCAGUUCAAUUAUUGGCAGAUUAGAUUUUUCUUUGCACCCGCCCCCACCCCCUAGUCCUCAGGAGAAAAGGGAAUAAAUGAUCAGCUCCCGACUGGUGCUCACCCGAGUGACCAGAGUGCAGCCGGGUGACCGCAGCCUCGCGCGGGGCGAUCGCUGGACACCCCUCCCUCUUCCCGCGCCGCCUCCAGCUGGAGUGACAACGCGCCCUCUGGGCUCCGGAGCCGCGGAGCUGAACAAUCCCAGGCAAGGCUAGCCUCACCGGUGACAUCACUCUCGAAGAUACUCCCAGCUCCUAGCUCCUGCCUUAGCUGGCGUCCGUCCGUUUGUCCGUCUCCAUCAGUCAACCACUGGAGAGUGCUCAUCGCUUCCUGGGGACGGAGCCGGGCUCUGAGGAGCGACAGGACCCGGAGGAGGCAAGGCAGCAAGGGAAGGAGGACCCCGGCAGGCGACAACAUGAAAUUCAGCCCCGCGCACUACUUGCUGCCUCUCCUGCCAGCGCUGGUACUCAGCACCAGACAGGACUAUGAAGAGCUAGAAAAGCAGCUGAAAGAAGUAUUUAAGGAGCGGAGCACCAUCCUCCGUCAGCUGACAAAGACAUCAAGAGAGCUUGAUGGAAUUAAAGUCAACCUUCAGUCUUUAAAAAAUGAUGAGCAAUCUGCCAAAACUGAUGUUCAGAAGCUUCUGGAAUUAGGCCAGAAACAAAGAGAAGAAAUGAAGUCUCUCCAGGAGGCCUUACAAAAUCAACUUAAAGAGACAUCUGAGAAAGCAGAGAAACACCAGGCUACUAUUAACUUUUUAAAGACUGAAGUGGAAAGAAAGACCAAAAUGAUCCGAGACCUCCAGAAUGAGAAUAAAAGCUUGAAAAACAAACUUUUGUCAGGAAGCAAGCUGUGUGGGAUCCAUGCAGAAGAGUCAAAAAAGAUCCAAGCCCAGCUAAAGGAACUUCGUUAUGGGAAGAAGGAUUUGUUAUUUAAGGUCUCUUUGCUGGGGACCAAAGAGAUUCUAGAAAAGGCCCAACAGCUUACUGAUCUGGAACAAAAAUUAGCUGUAGCCAAAAAUGAACUAGAGAAAGCAGCUCUUGACAGGGAGUCACAGAUGAAAGCAAUGAAAGAGACUGUGCAACUCUGUUUGACAUCAGUUUUCCGUGAUCAACCUCCACCUUUGAGUCUAAUCACAACAAAUCCAGCUCAGAUGUUAUUUCCAACUAGGACAAUUGCUGCUAAGAUUCCAGAUGAAAAGACAAAAAGCAAGCCCCAGCAAAGUGCUACUGGAAACAAUGAAAACACUCGAGUUGAAUCAACUAAGAAAGAAAAUCCAAGUACCAUUCCUUGUGAUUCUCAAGAUGAGGGCAGAACCUGUUUAACAAAACACAAGGACAGUCCCCCAAGAAAUGCAACUGCAGAUUCAGAGCCUGUCCCACAGAAAUUGCAAAUGCCUCUGUGUUCUGAAUGUGAAGUGAAAAAGGCUCCAGAGAAACAAUUAACCAGCUUUGAAGGGAUGGCGGCAAGAGAAGAGAAAAUACUGUAAAUACCAAGAAACUGUGUUAAAAACAUCCAUUUGCUCUUGUAUUCAUACUCUUUUUAGACAACAAGCUUGAUGGAAAUACUGAAUUUCUAAAGCAUGCAUUUUUUUCACAAUUUUAUGUAACUUUAUAAAGUAAUCUCCACGUAGUCUGAAAGUUUCCAAGCUGAUUAUGAUCCUUGAGCAAUAACCUAUACUGGAAGAGGAUUUCUAAUCAUAAGUGUUUCAAUGUCAUCACCAAAUUGCCCAGUAUAAAUUGUCCUGUUUUGAACUAAAAUGCAACAUAACUUUUAAUUAUUUUUAUUCAUUUGCAUAUCUGAUACUAGUUGUUUUAUGAUCAAGUUGUUGAAAUCAACUGGAGGAUAAUUAACUGUUGUGGGUCUUCAGUAUUCUGAAAAUUCAAAUCACAAUCAUAUUAUAAAGAUUUCAGUCUAUACUAGCAAACUGGGGUCACUUUACCCAAGAUUGGAAUUUUCUCUACCUGAAUACAUUCUUCAUGUCAUUGCGGUUAUUGCUAUCCUUAUUCUUUUGAACUAAUAAUAAUUAUUUUAUGUAAAAAAUGCCAAGGCAAUUUUGUCAAGGAUGUAUACAGGUAACAGAAGUUAUUAAAUAUGUUUUGCAUCAUGUCGACAAAAUAUUUGAAUGAAUAGCCAAAUUUCUGACACAUUCUCUUUUUCUUUUACAUUUUGUAGACACAUGUUAAUAGAUAUGUUUCUCUCUACUAGAAUUAUUCCAUGCUAGAAAUCCAGCUAUUUGAAAUGAGCAGCACAAAUUUUGAUAUGAAUUUGGAUAGUGGAAUAUAGAAUAGGAGGAAGGUUCUAAAAUAGAAUAAGCAAGAAGACAUUAUAUAUUUAAAAAUGGGUAUUUAAAGAAAGUAAAAUAGCUAUGUAGACACACAAAAUAAAAACAGACUCAUAUUUUUUAAAUUAAUGUAUUAUUGAAAGUAAUCACUGUUAUGUUUUAAUCCUCCAAACUAGGUUUCUACAUGUGGAUGUCAGUAUUAAAUAGCUGCAUUCAAAUCUGAAAAAAGCUCAGAAUCAAAGGGAAUUGACACUUGAAUAAUAAUCUGGUAGAAUCAAUGGAGCAUCAAACUUGCAGACUCAAAUUAAUGGAGUAACAGACACAUUUUAUAAAUUCAGAAAGCAUACAAAACCACAGAUUUUAUAAAAUGAAUCUCUAAAGCAAAAAUGAAUACAUUUGGACUUUCUUAUAUGGAAGUUUAUAAAAACAUAUUAAAUGAAAAUUUAAUUUGUAAUCAGUAGAUGUACUUACUCUAAGAUAGAAUGGUGUUAAUUUGAGCACAAUGGCAUAUUUGAAGAAAUGUAGUGAUUUGGAGAAUUUAAAAAUAUCACUAGUAGUAAAAGAAAUGUUUUUCUAUAGUUAUGUAGCAAUUCUACUUGCAAAAUAGCUCAGUAUCCUUUAUCAAUAUUUUGCAUAUAACAGCCUAAUCAGAAAAGAAAGAGAAAUAAUAUUUUAAAUGAUCCAUACAAUUUUCAGCUGAAGCAACUAAGAUAAAAUAAAAGAAUCAGGUCAGAAAUUCCUGUUGACUCAAUUCAAAUUCAAAAAAAAAAAAAAAGAAAAAGAAAAAAGAUAAACAAGAAAGAAAGAAAGGCAAAAAAGAUCAUUUUGUUCUACAAGGGAGUGGGGUACUAGUCUCCAGACUCUGGUUGCUUAUAAUUUUCCCACUGCAUCCAGGUGUCCUAUCCAUCCCCUUUUACAAAAGGAAAGGAGAUAAUUUAGCUUUAAAUUAGAACUACUCUGUCACCCAUCCUCUUGUCCUAAACUUUUGUCCUAGUCCCUAUGGGUUCUAUGAAACAUUGAUCACCAGUUUUCUUAACUUAGAAUGUUUUGAGACAUCUAAAGUUGUUAUGAGAGACAACAUUGGAAAAUAAGAAUUUGUCUUAUUAUUAAUGAAGUAUGAGCAGUUUCAUAUUUAAUUGAUUAUUUUUUCUGUGUUCUGAAUCACUAUUCUAGUAUGUGACAAUGUAAUACAUUUGCUCUUCUUAAUUACUGCCUUGAUCAAAUGGGCUUUGAAUCAUUAUAAUGUACAUUAAAAAUACACAGCCUUACGCAUUCUGCAGGGUUUAUCAUGCUAUAUUUAUUGCAUAAAUUCAACCCCUUCUCUCCCUCCCCUCAAAAAAAAACUGGUAUCAUGAGAUUUCUAUAAGUAUUUUAAAGAAAUAUUCUGGGAAUUUAUUUUAAUGGUUAAGUAGGGGGGUGCUUGUUAAUAUGAUCCAUAACUGUACUUUAAUUAACGGAUUUCGUUUAUCUUAGUCCUUUAAUUGCUUUAAAAUAGGACCAGAGAGGCUUAAAAUGUUUUACUGACAUGUGUGGUUUUGUUUAUAAAAUAGGCUUCAUUAAUAAUUAUCAAUAUUAAUUGCCAAUUAUAUAAACAGAUGGUGUUUUGAGGAAUUACAAUUUAGAUUCUAACUAUCUUCAUAUGGAAGAAAUAUUACCUGAAACGUUGACUAUUGAUAAUAUAAUUGGAUUAUGUAUCUGUAAUCAUAAACAAUGAAAAACUACUUAUAUCUUACAGAAUAUGGACUGAUUCCUAUAGAAAAAAAAUAUUGUCCAAUGGAAUAACUUGUUUUGAUAUAGGUAUUACCAAACUAACAUAAAUUUGAUUUCUCUCUAGUUAUUUUGAUGUAUUCUGUAAAUUUUAAAAUACUAAUCAAAUACUAUGUGCUCAUUUCUAAGUUAGAAACUUGUUUUGGACUUUGUCCUUCCUAUUAUGUGCAUUAACUAUGUAAAUUAAACUAGUGCCUAAAAUUUACAAGACCUAAAUGAAUGCUGAAUGUAUCUCUCCAAUGACAACCUGUUCUGAAGAGAAGUGAAUGAUUUCAGACACUCAUUUGGAUGUAGUUUUCUGUGUAAUCUCAAAUAUCAGAAUACUGAAUAUAAUAAGAGGCUAACAUUUUUUAAGUCCAAGCAAAUAUUUAGUAUUAUACUGUGGCUUCAUUACAAUUCUCUUUCAUACUAUAUACUCAACUACAAGUCUAAGACAAUAAUAUACGAAGGAGACAUUUACUGUUUUGAUGGACAAUGUGAAUUGCAGGACUAAAAAUAUAUUUGUGAACUUUGCUAUAAUGGAAUAUUUUAUUUUUAUAGCAAAAGGUACUGUGAUUAGCACUAAUGGCCUGAGAGACUAAAAUAAUAACUGAUACCAUAGAGUAGCAUGAACUGGCCAAACCUAGAGAGUAAGGAAAUCGUACAAUCUCCCCAAGUGAUGUGUCCAUCUGAAUUGUGUUAUAUAAUAUUAAUGGCCACAUGGUGAAGAAUAAAAGGUGCUGAAAAGGGCAUAUUCUUGUUCAAUAAAAGUUUGUUACCAAGACUAUAUAACAUCCUACAUAAGCUAACCGAAAAAACAAAUGUUAGCACUAAAAAUAGUAUUUGCUUCUGUGUAUCACAAUCUAAGAACUUUUUUGAAAUGUCACCUUGGAAAUUUCUUCAAUCUCUUUGACAAUGCCCCAGAAAUAUUUUAUUUUAUUUAGUGAGUUUUUAAAAGUAGAAAUCCAUGAUGGCAGAAACUUUGUCUUUUUUCAUUGAAUGUUAGUUUUAAUUGCUGAAUAAUUAUUGCAUAUAUUCAAGGAGCAAAAUGCGAUGUGUUGAUAUAACUAUGCAUUCUGGAAUGGAUAUAUCCAGCUAACUUACAUACCCAUGAACUCACAAUUAGAUCUCAAGAUCUUAGAACUAACUUCCUUCUAGAAGGCUGUCAAAUAUUUGUUGAAUUAAUAAUUCAGAUUCUGAAGCAGCAUAAGAAGAAGCAAAGGAAAUGGCAAAGAAUCACAUUCUAUUAUGAAAACAGAAUGAGCGAUGGUUUCAGAAAAAGAAAAUAAAUGUUUUACGUGCAUCUUUGUUUUGUUUUGUUCACAGACUAAACUUCUUUUACUUUUCUCUCUGAAAGGUUUCUCUGUGAGACUAGUAUACCUUGACUUCAGGCAAAGCAGAAUACAGCACUCCUGGAUUAAUUACAGUAUGCCUGAAUAUCAUAGGCAUAUAGAAAUAUGCCAUGGAAAACAGGAACAUGUUCUACAAAAUGCACCAUUAGAUAAAUUCAUUGUUGUGAAUGUCUCAGUGAAUAUACAAAAAUGUAGAUGGGAUAGCCUACCACAUACAUUCUUAAGCUCUCUAUACAGCCUGUUGCUCCUCAGCUACAAACCUGUACAUCAUGCCAUUAUACUGUAGGCAAUUAUCCCUCAAUGGUAUUUGCUCAUCUAAACAGAGAAAAUGUAUAGUCAAAAUUAUAAUCAAUAGAAAAUUUUCAGCUACAUUAUAAUUUAUGAGAACACUGUAUCAUAAGGAUUCUGUUGACCAAAAUAUCACUAAAAAGUAUAUGCCUGUAUAUCAUAUGGGCUCUGAAUCAUUAAUAGGCAUGCAGCUCUGACACGCCCUUGCACAUACACAAGUGCCCAAUUUUUUUUUCUUUUUUUGUGGUACUAGGCUGUAAACCCAGGGUGCUUUACCACUGACUUACAUCUCCGGCUCUUUUUAAUUUUUAUUUUGAGACAGGAUUUCCCUAAUUUGUAAAGGCUGACCUCAAACUUGCCAUUCUCCUCCCUCAGCCUCCUGUGUCACUGAGAUUACACACAUACACCACCACACCCAGCUCUUAUUUUAGACUAGCACAUGAAUCUUUUAGGUUUUAAUGAGUUGAACCAAAAUUUUUCUAUACAUUCUUUGGAGACCUAAUCCUUUAGUAAAAGCAAUUCAAGAACUGUUGAGGAGGUAAAGGAGAUUUAAGAGGAUUGGACCCUGGAUUCCAUGUUGCUCAUUUUCAACUAGAGAAUUUAUACUUUUAUUGCAUGUAGUUUUUAGAGUUUCACAAUCAUCAUCUCCUCCUCCUCCUCCUCCUAAAUAUCAUAGGCAUAUAGAAAGGUGCCAUUGAAAACAGGAAUAUGUUCCUCUUUUUUGGGGUACUGGAGUUUGAACUCAGGGAUGCUUUACCACUGAGCUACUUCCUCGGCCAUUUCUGAUUUUUAUUUGAAAACGGGUCUUACUAAGUUGCUGAGGGUCUUGCUAAAUUGCUAAGGAUGGCCUGGAUCUUGUGAUCAUCCUGCCUCAACCUUCCAAGGAUUACAGGUGUAUGUCACAAAUCCUGGGCACAAUAUACAUAUGAUUUUAAUGGAGAAAGAUCCAUUAAAAUCAUAUGUAUAUUGAUUAAAAGAAAGGAGUCCAAGAUCAGAGUGAUCUGAAAAUGACAGAUUAAGAUGACCUCUGUGAUCCCCUCUUCCCAUUUGCUCUUUUAGUCAAUGAGGUGAUCAGUUAUUCAAGAAUUUAUUUUUGACAUCUCAAAAUGUGGCUGCUAUUCUCCUUGUUAAAGAUCCAAUUUUAACAGCAACAAUAACGAAUACUAUCAAUUAAAUAUAUAACUUACAAUUGCAUUGCUUCAAUACUUUUAGAAAUCAUUGAUAUAAGAUAUUAUAGUUAUCAUGUUUUUCAAACAGGAAGAAAUUAAGAUAGAAAAAUAUUUAAAAUAAAAUCACAUACUAGAAAGAGGAAGAGGUGGGAUGUGGAACUGGAGAUAAGUUCCUGGAACCCAUGUGCUUAACCAUCUCAACAAACAGUCUGUCCUGAAAAUAAUGGGGACCUGCUCUAACAGAACAUACAGUGUGUAGGGAUACAAUGACUAAUGUGGGAAACUCCCAAAUCAAUGCUUGCCUACUACAAUAUCUAUCUAUCUACCUACCUGUCUAUUCUCUUGGAUGAAGGAAGAAAAAGGCACAGGUGAAAACUCAGGGUAAGAAGAAGGGUUUCUGAAUGUAUAUUGGCUAUGUGUAUCCUUCAUGGAUAAAAUGAUGUUCAGCUAAGAUUAAUAAAACUAUAAUAUUCUACACAAACGUACAGAACUUUAAAAAAUGAAGUUUUAUAAUAUUUUCAGACACUAAUAAUAUUUUAAAGUGAGAACUUGAAUUCAAAUGACCAGAUGAUUAUGAAUUAAUGUUGUGCAAAAUCUAAAAGCAUUACACUAAAGAAUCAACACUGUAGUCUGUUCCCUGUAAACUACAGUAUCUGGGUUUCUUAGCCAUAAAGGACACUGAAAUGCCAGUUUCUUCCAUAGAAGUGUGUCAGGCAUUAAAAUUAAUAAACAAAGUUAUCCAUGGAAUAGUUAGAAUAUUUGAACCAGAAUGCAAGCAAAUGUGAUAUGAAUGGAUUUUUUUUUCUUUUUUUGGAGGGUUACCGGGAAUUGAACUCAGGGCACUCAACCACUGAGCAACAUCCCCAGUCCUAUUUUGUAUUUUAUUUAGAAACAGGGUCUCAAUGAGUAGCUUAACACCUCACUUUUGCUGAGAUUGUCUUUGAAUUAGCAAUUGUCCUGCCUCAGCCUCCUGAGCCACUGGUAGUGUGCCAUGUGUUCCCCUGGAUUUCCCUUUCAUCCUUAGUAAUUCCACCUUCCUAAGUCCCUUGAUUCUUGUGAGAGCACCAUUUCACUACAAGCCAUGUAAAUGCAAUGGCUACUUGGGAAGGACAUAUAAUGUAAGACAUUUUAUUUCUCUGAAAAGUGAUACUAUUUGAAGCUUCUGGAAGAACUUAACCUCAGCAGCUAAUUGUGGAGUGAGCUUAUCCCCUGGAUGUGUCUUUAUAAGAAUGAGAACAGGAGAACACAGUUUGUUAUGGGUGAUGUCCUGUCUAUGGCUUAUCUUUAACACUUUUUUUCAUGAUGAGGUGCCCAUGCAAAGCAAGUCUAGAGACAGACCUUCAGCAGUUGGACCCAGUGCAAUUUCAGGGCAAAUAGCAGAAUACAGAAGGAUGCCUGUCAAAUUGGCAGCUUAUUUAUGACAGCAAAGUGACGACUUCUGCUCAGCAAAUAUCAUGUUGAACCCCAUCACAUCUCCUGAUACCUGUUCCCAAAGUAAAAUUUGUUUGGGCUAGAAAUCCAAAAUCUCCCUUCAUGCCUCUUCUUGAGAUAAUGUCUUGAGUGAAAAUCAGAGUGUUUACUUGGUAGAGUUCACAUACUGAAAUGGUCAUGUUCCCCACAUGAACAAAAUGUUGAUACUUUGAUUAUGAAAACUUCUAAGGAUGGCUUAUCUUAGGUGAUUUUCACACAGAGAAAGAGAAGCAACAUGAAGAGGAGCAGGAUAAUACUAAUAGAUAUGUUUUUCAUAAAGCACAUUUUAAAUUUGUUAUUUUGAUUCUUGAAAUAGAUCCUGUUGAAUUAAAUAAAGCAUGAAUAAAUUGAAUUAUUUAUUAGAUGUGUUUCCAAUCAUUUGUAACUCCUAAAUGAUAUAGAAUUUUUAAUGACUAUUAGCCAAAUUAAUAAGUUUGAAAAGAUGUGAAGAGAUAAUAAAUGUUAUCUGUGUGAGGAGAACUGGGAAUCAGCUAGGUGUGUUCAAAAAAAGUAAAGUAAGUCAUCAGCAACUUGAUGAAAUUAACUGUACAUUGUAGAAAGGUACUCCAGUUUCACAUAUUUUAUUUCCCUGGAAGUAAACUAAGCAGACUAUUUGUAUGAAUUCAGUGUAAUGAGUAAAGGAACACAAGGGUAUCUGUGGUUUGGGAAAGCAUAAAACUUCAGAGAGAUACACAUAAUACCAUUCUGCCCAGAUACUCAUUCUGCCUAUGAUAGAAUUUUUUUUGACUGAAAAGUUAGUACAGAUAUUUCUCUACAAUAUUAAUCUGAAAUGUCUAUCAUAGCCCUUUCAUUACCAUUUCAUAUCAGUUUUAGGUAUGUAAUAGUUUUAGAUUUUGGAGUCUAUAAAUAAAUAUCAGCUGUUUCUGGAACCAUUUGUUUUUUCAUUGGCCUAUCAUCUAUUAACUGAAACCCGAUAAUUUUAAAUAUUUUCCCAUACACAUAUAUGUGCACUAGUGUCACAAUGAACACACUAUAUAAUCAAGGAUAUAAGAAUGGAUAUACUAUAUUUGCAAACCAAAUCAGUCAUUUGAUGCAGAAAACCAACACUAUUUGGAAGGACACAGGCUUAGCUCCUGUACUUUUUUGUGUCAGCUCAUUCAAUUUCGGUAAAAUCUAGACUUUAGAUUUAAAUGUGGAGCUUUUCUACAGAUACCCUAAAGCAGAGAUUUCUGUCAACAUGAAUCUGUGUGUAUGGAGCCUGAAAGAGAUUUUAUAAUUUAUCCUGAUAAUAACCAAAACAUUUUUGUUAUCAUUGUUCAUUUGAGGAAAUGAAGUAAUUGAAUCAGAUGAAAACAAAAGUGCUCUGGUAAAAUACUGAAUGUAAUCAUGAAGAUCAAGGAAAGGGGGCAA
Marmota monax (woodchuck) is the source of this 9828-nucleotide messenger RNA. RefSeq names its product leucine zipper protein 2 (gene Luzp2). The record is from RefSeq and is a predicted model, not a curated record. The transcript has 13 exons. Lineage: Eukaryota; Metazoa; Chordata; Mammalia; Rodentia; Sciuridae. The coding region runs from base 564 to 1637 and encodes 357 amino acids.